AUGUGUGGAAUUUUCGCGUGCCACCAUCACCCCGAUGUGCAGCAGUUCAAGCCCACGGCUUUGCGCAUGGCCAAGGCUGUGCGCCACCGUGGUCCCGAUUGGAGCGGCAACUUCUGCGCUGAGAGCACUAUCCUGGCGCACGAGCGUCUGAGCAUCGUCGGCGUCGACUCCGGUGCCCAGCCCCUUGUCAACGAGGACAGCAGCCUCGCCCUCGCCGUCAAUGGCGAGAUCUACAACCACCGUCUUCUGCGAAAGAGCCUUCACACCAAGUACAACUUCAAGACGCACUCUGAUUGCGAAGUUAUCAUUCCCUUGUACAUGGAGCACGGUCUCGAUGCCCCCAAGCACCUCGAUGGCAUGUUCUCCUGGGUUCUGUGGGACAAGAAGCAGGACCGUGUGAUUGCCGCCCGUGAUCCCAUUGGUAUUACCAGCUUCUACCUUGGUCGCUCUUCGUCCACCCCCGGUGCCGUCUACUUCGCCUCCGAGCUCAAGUGCCUGCACCCUGUCUGCGACGACAUCAUUGCCUUCCCUCCCGGGCACGUCUACGACUCCAAGACUGACAAGCUGACCCGCUACUUCGAGCCCAAGUGGUGGGACCCUACCAACGUCCCCUCUACCCCUGUCGACUACAAGGUCGUCCGCCACAGCCUCGAGAAGGCCGUCCGCAAGCGUCUGAUGGCUGAGGUUCCCUACGGUGUUCUGCUGUCUGGUGGCUUCCCGCGCUGCGCCCCCUCCAACGCCGAGAGCGAGUUGGUUGGCAUUGAUGAUGAGAACGAGCUUUCUACUGUCACUACUUUCCAGCAGCUUCACUCGUUCUCCAUUGGUCUCCCCGGUGCCCCCGAUACCGAGGCUGCCCUUGAGGUGGCCCGUUUCCUCGGCACCAAGCACCACCCCUUCACCUUCACUGUUCAAGACGGCCUUGACGCCCUCUCUGAUGUGAUCUACCACCUGGAGACCUACGAUGUCACGACCAUCCGUGCCUCCACCCCUAUGUACCUGCUUUCCCGGAAGAUCAAGGCCAUGGGUGUCAAGAUGGUUCUCAGUGGUGAGGGUUCCGACGAGAUCUUCGGUGGUUACCUCUACUUCCACGCUGCCCCCAACAAGGAGGAGCUCCAUAAGGAGACUGUCCGCCGUGUGAAGAACUUGCACCUGGCUGACUGCCUCCGUGCCAACAAGUCCACCUCCGCCUGGGGUCUUGAGGCCCGUGUGCCCUUCCUCGACAAGGAGUUCCUCGAGACCUGCAUGGGUGUUGACCCCCAGGACAAGAUGAUCACCAAGGACCGCAUUGAAAAGCACAUGCUGCGCAAGGCCUUUGACACCACCGAUGAGCCCGAGACCGCUGCCUACUUGCCCGAUAAGAUUCUCUGGCGCCAGAAGGAGCAGUUCAGUGACGGCGUUGGCUACAGCUGGAUUGAUGGCCUGAAGGAUGAGGCCGAGCGCCAGGUUACCGAUGAGAUGAUGAAGAACCCUAAGCCCGAAUGGGGCACCGAUGUUCCCGACACCAAGGAGGCAUACUGGUACCGUACCAUGUUCGAUGAGCACUUCCCUCCCUACUGUGCCGGCACAGUCGAGCGCUGGACCCCUACCUGGUCCAAGCAGACUGAUCCCAGUGGAAGAGCCAUCUCCAUCCACAACCAGAAGUAUGACGAGACGAAGUAA
Molecule: messenger RNA, 1659 nt
Organism: Penicillium canescens
Lineage: Eukaryota; Fungi; Ascomycota; Eurotiomycetes; Eurotiales; Aspergillaceae
Product: asparagine synthetase B
Exons: 10
Coding region: 1-1659 (552 amino acids)
Cellular component (GO): cytosol
Molecular function (GO): asparagine synthase (glutamine-hydrolyzing) activity
Source: RefSeq, a predicted model, not a curated record